AUGGCACCCAACGAACCCAUUUUUGCUUCAAACACAACAGGUGACCCAGAAGCGACAUCGUCAUCUACUGCUGUGUCCGUGCAAACGCCCGACUUCAGAGUCCAGGACGAAGACAAGGAGAAGCAACCAUCUCCCGCAGAUCCGAUUCCCAAUGGCGGUUUCAAGGCAUGGCUCCAGGUGUUUGGGGCCUUUUUGCUAUUCUUCAAUUCCUGGGGAAUUAUCAAUACUUUCGGCGCGUUCCAAGCAUAUUAUGAAUUUACUCUGCUCAAGUCGACUUCGUCUUCGUCCAUAUCUUGGAUCGGCACAUUUCAAGCCUUUCUCCUGAUCGUUUUUGGCCUCGUUGGGGGUCCGGCAUUCGACAAAGGCUUUUACCGGGAGUUGAUUGCUGGCGGCACGUUCUUCUUAGUCUUUGGAAUAAUGAUGACUAGUCUGUGCACAGAAUACUACCAGUUUUUCCUCGCCCAGGGCUUGUGUGUUGGCCUGGGCGCUGGCGCCGUCUUCUUGCCCAGUGUCGCCUUGGUAGCAACCUAUUUUUCGACCAAGCGCGCGCUAGCAACUGGUAUCACAGCUGCCGGAGGAAGUGUUGGAUCGGUCAUCUAUACGAUCGUCUUUCGCCAGCUCCAACCGCGGCUAGGCUUUCCCUGGGCAACAAGAGUCAUUGGCUUCAUCGCACUGGGCACCCUGCUUGUCAGUCUGGCAAUAAUGCGCUCUCGUUCCCCGCGCGAUGCUGCAAAGAAGGCCCGUAAGCUGGUCGACUUGUCUGCGUUCCAGAGUGUCCCUUUCAACAUCUGUGUUACUGGCAUGUUUAUCGCAUUCAUCGGCCUUUAUAUCCCGUUCUUCGACAUUAUCACCUACGCCCAGACCCAUGCAAACGUCAAUGAAAACAUGUCCUUUUAUCUUCUCUCGAUAAUGAAUGCCGCCUCCGCCUUGGGACGUAUCAUCCCAGGUUUGCUAGCCGAUCGUUUUGGUGCCCCAAUUAUUCUGGCGACAUUGACAAUAUUCUCUGCCGUGCUCGUGUUCGCCUGGAUUGCCAUCGACUCCUUGGCAGGGCUAGUUGUUUUUAGCAUCUUGUACGGAUUCAUGUCAGGAGGUGUCGUGUCACUUCCCGUCUCGAUCAUUGCCUCUUUCACAAACCACCUGGGCCAGGUGGGAACCUGGAUGGGAAUGGCCUUUUGCUUCAAUGGAUUGGGAAUUUUGAUUGGGAACCCCAUCGCCGGCACCUUGAUCAAUACGGAGAAGGACGACUAUGUCCGAGCCCUUGUCUUUGCGGGUACUACCAUUGUUGGCGGAGGAGUUGCCUGGUGGGUUCUGUGGGCCUACAUCACCUUUGUGAAACCAAAGCCCAAGGCGUAA
Molecule: messenger RNA, 1353 nt
Organism: Talaromyces rugulosus
Lineage: Eukaryota; Fungi; Ascomycota; Eurotiomycetes; Eurotiales; Trichocomaceae
Exons: 2
Coding region: 1-1353 (450 amino acids)
Biological process (GO): transmembrane transport
Cellular component (GO): fungal-type vacuole membrane
Molecular function (GO): transmembrane transporter activity
Source: RefSeq, a predicted model, not a curated record